AUGUACGCCAUCGCCUUAUCAGUAUUUCUCUUCGCAUACUUCAUCGCAAAACCCCUCAUCAGCUAUUACUAUGACACCAAAGGAUUGAGAAAGUAUCCAAAUUUCACGUUCUUUUCUGGUAUCUCCGAUCUUCCCUUCCUCUUUGAGUCACAUAAGGGAUUCCGCUCGAGAAACUUGUUCGAGGCACAUAAGAAACACCCCGUUCUAAGAAUCGGUCCAAAUGCUCUUUCGAUUUCGGAUCCACGAGCUAUCAAGGAUAUUUAUGGCCAUGGCACGACGUGUAUCAAGGAUCGGUUCUACUCUGAGACGGCAAGCACGCAUUCACAUCUCGCGGAUGUUGUGGACAAAAGUGACCACGCUCGAAAGAGAAAGGUCCUGUCUAGUGCGUAUGCACUGAAGAAUCUGGAGGAAUGGGAAUUCAAGGUUGCCGAUGUUACGGGCAAACUUAUCAAGGCAUUCGACGCUCGAUGCACCAAGCCCUUGUCUCAAGGUGCUGUGCCAGAAACCAAAGACCUGACCGUCGACUAUCGAAAUUGGACUGUAUUAUUCGCCGCCGCCGCGAUUGCCAACAUCGGUCUCAGCGAAGACCUAGGUUUCUUGGACGAGGGUACCGACCAGGUUAAAUCAGAAAAUCACGACGGAACCAUCAAGAACGUUUCCUUCAGGGAAUGCCACGCAGCUACAGCCCGAGUGUCAUACCAACUAGUCUGGGCAUACGACUGGUUCAAAACGCUUAAGCGAGUUAGUCAACUAAUCUCGCCCAAGUAUCGCCAAAUGUGGAAGUUGGAUGGUGACUGGGGAGGCAUCGUCUACAACCGCGCGACUACCCGGUUAACGCGGUAUAUGGCCGGUGAGAAGCUCGAUGACUUUUUCACUGCCAUGAUGGCGGAUAAGAAUGGAGCGCCGCAUAACCUCGAAUGGGGCGAGAUCGUUGCUGAGAUCAAUAUCAUGAUGAAUGCUGGGCAUGAUACAACGGCAAUCUCACUACGCAAUGUUCUUUUCUUCUUGUUGAAGAAUCCGACGUGCAUGGCCAAGCUUCGCGAGGAACUCGACGAUACUCUCGAUGAAGAUGAAGUCGUCGCUUCUUAUGGGAAGAUAAAGCACCUGCCAUACCUGCGUGCUUGUGUCGAUGAAAGUCUCCGGAUGAUGCCUCCCGUGAUUUUCGGUCUUCCACGUCGAACGCCCCUAGAAGGUGCACCUAUCCUUGACGAUUUUGUCGCGGGCGAUACUUCUGUCAGUAUGUCUGCCUAUGUGGUUCACCAUCAGGAGUCGAUUUUCAAGGAUCACGACACCUAUAAGCCUGAGCGCUGGCUGGGGGAGGAGGGAAAGGCAUUGCAGCCGUUUUUCGUUCCGUUUAGUACGGGCGCUCGAGGGUGUAUCGGUCGCAAUAUUAGCUAUCUUGAGCAGACUGUGUUGAUCGCUUCGCUGGUGCAUCGGUAUGAGUUUGCAUUGCCAUCGGCUGAUUGGGAUCCUGCGGUUCGUGAGACUACGAACUUGAGUCCUGGUCCGAUGCCAUUGAAGAUAUGGAAAAGGGUGAUGCCAUGA
This is a messenger RNA of Penicillium cataractarum, 1545 nucleotides long. RefSeq names its product cytochrome P450. The transcript has a single exon. Lineage: Eukaryota; Fungi; Ascomycota; Eurotiomycetes; Eurotiales; Aspergillaceae. Gene Ontology annotation, molecular function: oxidoreductase activity, acting on paired donors, with incorporation or reduction of molecular oxygen; iron ion binding; heme binding. Bases 1 to 1545 code for a protein of 514 amino acids. The record is from RefSeq and is a predicted model, not a curated record.